Messenger RNA from Dibothriocephalus latus, 828 nucleotides. The record is from the annotation of a GenBank genome assembly. Lineage: Eukaryota; Metazoa; Platyhelminthes; Cestoda; Diphyllobothriidea; Diphyllobothriidae.
AUGCAAGCGGCAGCUCUUGUUUUUGAAUUCGUUCCCCUUGAUGUCGUCUUCUGCCUGAACGAAGUCGGCGAUGUGAAGACCAGAUUAAAUGCCAUUUCCAACUUAUAUUGUCUGACCUACGACUAUGUACAGGGAUUUACGAAGGUCCAAAGCAUAAGAAAUCGGCAUAUAGUCAAGCAACUUAGUGAAAACAUCAAUUAUUUCCUCCUGUUUUUACAACAGUUACUUGAGGACUCCAACGUCCACGUCGUUAUCACAACACUUAACAUUAUACAAAUGCUAGUUGAAAACCUCCCCAAGGCCGUUCUGAAGCAAAAUCGAGAAACCCUUGUCUCCACGACACUCAAGCUACUGGGCGAUCAAAAGAAUGUCAUCUAUCAGAGCAUUGUUGAUACGUGUCUUUUGUUGCUCAACGUGCUGCCGGGCCGAUUUGUAAUCGACUGCCUCGUGGAUGAAGCAGCCAGCAAACAAGCAAACGUUUGCCAAAAUGCCCUAGGUGUCCUGAAGUCUCUUCUGAUUCAAAUUUCCGACUCGGAUCUCGAUCACUAUGAACUCUGUCGAAAACUAGCUACAACAGUCUUCGACGUAAACCCCCAGGGAGUUCCGGUUUCCGCUGAGCAAACGGAUAAAACUACGGCCAUACUCUGCUUGCAGCAGCGUCUUGCCUGGUACGACCUCCCCUGUCCUGUUUUUCAGGACAGUAUUCUACUGCCUGGACAAGUUAAUCCCGCUAAUUACUUCGUGAGAUCGAAUUAUUUUGAUAACGGUGAACUCAAAUGCAGUAACAUCUACCGUCUGACAUUUCCAGAGCUCAAGAAACAGUUUUAG